GUGAUCGAACCCUAGACGUUAACGUUCUGUGGCCACCACGUUACACUUGAGCCAAUAGGUGACUGUCACACUAUGUCGUGAGCCGACAGAAGUUGGAAAUAUGAACCAUUAGAUUCCGACUAAACGGCUAAAUGAUAACUUGCUGGUCAUCGAACCUGAAUCAGAUAUCUUGAAUAUUUUAGAUUUGCCUACUUAUGAAAUUGCAUACAAUUAAACCACAGUUUGGUAUUUUAUCAGAUUUGGAGAGUAUACAGUCCAAAAUCACCUGGUUAAAUAAAAAGAUUGCAACAAAUAAAGAAAGACGAGAAACAGUUCGCAAAGAUAUAGUGAAUACAGAACAGCAACUACGUGGACAAAUAAGAAAAAUUAAUGGUAAAUUAGCACUUCAAAAGGAAUCUAUCGAUAAAUAUGUCAAGUGUAAAAAACAAAACUGUGAAGGUGAAAUCGGAUAUCAACUUAUGCAAGACUUUCUAGAUAUUAUCCAGAGGGAAGAAAGAAAUUUCAACGUGACCAUCGGUAACUUAUCUACGGUUAAAAAAUGCUUUAAAGAGAGGCAACAGGCGUAUCAACAAAUGAUGCAGAAUAAUUCCGAUGAAGAAUGUUAUUCGAUGCAUCCCAGAAACUCGCAACCAGGUAUUUGAUAACUUCUUGUCUACUUGGUAAACUGUGAUAUAAAUUAAAUUUAUUGUUAUAGUGAAAACCACCAUUUAGGUAUUUAUACUAAUAUAGUUGUUUGUAGAUUUCAUUCUUCAUAAAGCUAUUGCUUGGUGAUAAUCACUAGUUGAUGUAAGAUCAAAUUCAUUCACCAUCACCAAAGAAGCUUGACAUUACUUUGUAACAGGUUCAAAUGCAACAACUCAUUACGACGAUAAAAUGAAAGUAUUGUGUUGAAGUAUUUGCGCUACUCAGAUCAGUUAUCAACCAUAUCACCUAAAGUCUGUAACCAAUAAUCUUGGUCUUCGAGCAUACCUUAACUGGGAAGUUUAUAUUUCCCCUACAUGAUCCAAAUCAAC
Messenger RNA from Heterobilharzia americana, 1013 nucleotides. The record is from the annotation of a GenBank genome assembly. Lineage: Eukaryota; Metazoa; Platyhelminthes; Trematoda; Strigeidida; Schistosomatidae.